AUGCAAAGGAGAACGAAUUUACGUUGCGCCAUAUUUCCAGAAUUACUGAUUUCUGUUUCCCGUGAUCGUAGUCGCAGUCCUUUAUCGCCAAGGAAUUAUCAGGACAGUUUUAGAAGAUAUGGUGAUUUCCGAGGAAGAAGCCCGAUUCGCGAUAGCUUUGAUCCGUUCGACGACCAUGAUGUAGACCGUAGAGACCAAUAUCUAUGUAAUGGAUAUAGUGAAGGAUUUGAUCAAAGAGGUGCUUUUCGUAGAGAGGAAGGUCACUUCACAAAUAGAGAGCUUGGAUUUGCUGAGCAAAGAAGAAAACACAAGACAACAGACAAAAGAAACCUGUCAUGGACGUCCGGGAAAUUUUCUAACAAUGCGAAGACUCCGCGCGUUCCACUUUCGAUUUGUAAGUUUUACAACAACGAAGGAACUUGCAAACGAGGCCAGUCAUGUGACUACUUACACGUAUGUAAAUACUUUAUAGAUAAUGAUUGUAAGUUUGGAAAUGGAUGUAAGCGAUCACAUAAUGUCCUAGACGUGCAACCAAGGAAAGUCCUCACAAAAUACGGAAUAGUGUCUGAUUAUUACGAUAAGAGAGACGACAUACGUGUAAGAGAACUUACACGAUUGGUAAAAGAAAAGCUUGACAGUCAGGAUGCAAAACCGCAAAUCGAUAUAUCAAGGAUAACCUAUUUUAAAGAAACUCAAAAUGCAAAGGCACGGCCAUUUUUAACGCAAGGAAAAUCUAUUUUUAACAUCGUAUCUGACAUUGGGAAUACGUCCGAUAAGGAUAGUGAGGACAGUAUGGAAAACAACACAUCUAAAAUUUCCUCAAUAUCGAAAUCUUCUAACGGAACAUCAAAGCAUAAAACAGAUAUACCCCAUCAGAUAUUUACUGAAGAAGAUUAUAUUCCUCUCGAACGUAAACCA
Molecule: messenger RNA, 918 nt
Organism: Ruditapes philippinarum (Manila clam)
Lineage: Eukaryota; Metazoa; Mollusca; Bivalvia; Venerida; Veneridae
Molecular function (GO): metal ion binding
Source: RefSeq, a predicted model, not a curated record